This is a messenger RNA of Phycomyces blakesleeanus NRRL 1555(-), 381 nucleotides long. RefSeq lists its product as hypothetical. Lineage: Eukaryota; Fungi; Mucoromycota; Mucoromycetes; Mucorales; Phycomycetaceae. The record is from RefSeq and is a predicted model, not a curated record. The transcript has 5 exons. Bases 1 to 381 code for a protein of 126 amino acids.
AUGCCCAAUAUUAUCAGAGACAUUACAGUUGAGGCUAUUAGAAAAGUUUAUCCACUGAAAGAGUAUAUGGAUCCAUUUAUAGCUGCUAUAUUUGAUAUUAGAUACAUGAAUGAAUCACUCUUGACAGGAUCACUUGUGGAAGGAUAUGAACGCAUGUAUCUGAUACAGGAGGGGGAUCAAAAGGGGUUGAACUGGAUGCUGAGUGUUGGAACUUUAGGAAAGUUGUUCUGUGUGCCAGCGACUUGCUCAUACAUGUUUUAUGGGCAACUCUUCUGCAUCAACUGUAUAUUUGAGGAUUGUACACUUGUUGAUAUUGUGGUUCGUAAAACACUACAGAGCAAGACUAUUUUAACAAUAGCUCCAUUUAUUCGUGCUAUUUGA